UUCUGGUUCACGAUGAUACCGACCACAUUCUCAACAUGAAUUUUCGCACCUUCAUCCUGAUCCUAAUAUGCACUUCGACGGAGGGUGAAGAUUUUCCUAAGCGAAAUGUCGACCGUUUAAAAAACGAAGACGCAGUACAGGAAAGCGAACCUCCAGAGGGUUAUUACGCUUUUGUAGAAUCUCCCAAUGCCGAACCGCCAAAAGUGAGACCGCCGCCUUACAUGGACAGCGACGAAGAGUGCCAAGACCCCGGAAAACAGGGCAAAGGCUUCGUCUCAGUUCAUAACAUCUGCGGGGAUCUGAACAAAGGAUAUAUACCGCGAAAUCCGAUGCGACAAAACGUUCUCGGCUCUUCGUACCCCUUUGAGCUGUUGCGAAAUCACACCUUGAAGUUCUUGAGCAAAGCUUUACCGAUCCUAAAAGCUGACAACUCACUACCAAAAGUGGCAAAAGUAGAACCAUUCUCUCAAAAUUCUGUCGACACAGAUGAAAAACGUAGCAUAACUAAAAGAUCAACAACAAACACAGACGCGACCGCAGCCGCGAAGGCAGCAUCGGAAACCGUACCCGCAUUGACGGAAAAAGAUGCGACGAGAACUGGGAGAAAAUUCUGUGAAAGUGGCGGUGGCGUAGUCUGCAUGCUCUACAAGGCGAUUCAGGGCGAGCCUCUAGCUUCGGCAGCUGCAGAGCGCAGAGAUGAUCCUCCGACACCGGAAUAUCGUCAGAGAACACCGCCGCAAGAAACGCCAGCUGAAUACUCGGGCCCGCCGACUCCUUGUCCCGCAAAAGUCGAGUAUGCCACACCGGUAUUUGCCAAAAAUUAUCAAGGCGUUUGGCGUUACGUUGUGCAAAUACCAUACGAAGGAUACUUUACCCAGACGAUCGAAAUCACCAGAUGCAUGCAAUCCAGAUGCCACUACUUGGACGGCGGGUGUCUGUCAUCCCCUAGGUGGACUAGCUUGUUGGUGGCGGAAAUCUUUUAUCCUGACACCUUUUUGGAGGAAAAUCAAAACACCAGAUGGCCAGGUCCCAGAGAACCCGUUGCUGGAUCCCCGCCGCCGGUUCACGAUUUCCAGAAUUAUCAACAGUACUUGCAGAAACGCGCGGGCGAAAGUGAGGCCAGAAGCAGCAGUGGGUCUCAGUUCCAACAACAGCAACAACAGCAUUGCGAUGGCGUUGAUGAGAUGGGAUGCUUCCAGGUACGGCUGUACUACGACUGGUUCCUUGUACCAGGAAGUUGCAAGUGCUGGCGACCGGAUUAUUUCAACCGUUACGUUCGCCGGGGUAGUUCGAGUCCCGAUUUGUGAUGAGAGAAAAGAAAAACUUGUGUUUACUCACAAACACGUUAUGUAUAGUAUGACCUCAGAUACGAGCGCGAGAAACGAAUAGCAGGACAUUGAAGUAGUGUUUUAAAAUUUGAUUUACAAACGACUGACAUGAUCAUUAUAAGUAAGCAAAAAGAAAAAGUUUUCAAAAGAAUGUCCUACUAUAAACGGCAUACCGUAUGUAUGUACUAACCAGGUCUAACCCAGUCUGCACAUAUUAAACUAUUAGUUACGUUAGUGUUAAUAAUUAUUAUAGAACUAGAAUGUAUAAGGCUAGAACCGCUAAGUCCAAAUCUCAGACCGUUAACAUUCGUUUUUUUAGAUACGUAUACCAGCGAACUCAGUAUUGAAUUCUAAAUAUUGUAACGUAAGACAAAAACUAUCCUGAAUAUUAUUCGAAUAAUGUGCUCACUGGAUACAUUAUCAUUUUAUUUAUUGUAUGUAUUUGAAGAUGAUCAAAACGUAUAUGUACAACGUAAUUUACUUUCUUCUAUCUAUACAGUUAUACCACUUAAAUGUUGCGCCUUGAGAAUAAUACUGUAAUAUUUACAUUGAU
Diprion similis is the source of this 1881-nucleotide messenger RNA. RefSeq lists its product as uncharacterized. Lineage: Eukaryota; Metazoa; Arthropoda; Insecta; Hymenoptera; Diprionidae. The record is from RefSeq and is a predicted model, not a curated record. Gene Ontology annotation, biological process: innate immune response; regulation of Toll signaling pathway; central nervous system formation. The transcript is spliced from 8 exons. Gene Ontology annotation, molecular function: growth factor activity; Toll binding. Gene Ontology annotation, cellular component: extracellular region. Bases 36 to 1307 code for a protein of 423 amino acids.